AUGAUCACGGACGUGCAGCUCGACGUCUUAGCCAACAUGCUGGGCGUGUCACUCUUCCUGCUUGCCGCUCUUUACCACUAUGUGGCCGUCAACAAUCCCAAGAAGUAA
Molecule: messenger RNA, 108 nt
Organism: Elephantulus edwardii (Cape elephant shrew)
Lineage: Eukaryota; Metazoa; Chordata; Mammalia; Macroscelidea; Macroscelididae
Product: dolichyl-diphosphooligosaccharide--protein glycosyltransferase subunit 4-like
Exons: 1
Coding region: 1-108 (35 amino acids)
Cellular component (GO): oligosaccharyltransferase complex
Source: RefSeq, a predicted model, not a curated record